UGCUCUCAGGCCAUCAUGGCGUCUCCCAGUGGGAAGGGAGCCCGGUCGCUGGAGGCUCCUGGCUGCGGGCCCCGGCCGCUCGCCCGGGACCUGGUGGACUCCGUGGACGACGCGGAGGGGCUGUACGUGGCGGUCGAGCGUUGUCCGCUGUGCAACACCACCCGCCGGCGGCUGACCUGCGCCAAGUGCGUCCAGAACGGCGAUUUCGUCUACUUCGACGGCCGCGACCGGGAGAGGUUUAUAGACAAGAAAGAAAGGUUAAACCAACUUAAGAGCAAGCAAGAAGAAUUUCAAAAAGAGGUGUUAAAAGCUAUGGAAGGAAAAUGGAUAACAGAUCAGUUGAGAUGGAAAAUAAUGUCCUGCAAGAUGAGGAUUGAACAGCUAAAACAAACAAUAUGUAAAGGAAAUGAAGAAAUGAAGAUAAAUUCCGAAGGCCUUCUUAAAACCAAGGAAAAGAAUCAGAAGCUUUAUACUCGAGCACAGCGGCAUCAAGAGAAAAAGGAGAAGAUUCAGAGGCACAACCGCAAACUGGGUGACCUGGUAGAAAAAAAAACCAUCGACUUAAGGAGUCAUUAUGAGCGUCUGGCAAAUCUUCGGCGAUCUCAUAUAUUAGAGCUCACCUCUGUCAUUUUUCCAAUCGAGGAAGUAAAGACUAGUGUGAGAGAUCCUGCAGAUGUGUCCUCAGAGAGUGACAGUGCCAUGACCUCCAGCACUGUGAGCAAGCUUGCCGAAGCCCGGAGGACGACUUACCUCUCCGGGAGAUGGGUCUGUGAUGAUCACAACGGGGACACCAGCAUUAGCAUUACAGGGCCUUGGAUUAGCCUUCCCAACAACGGGGACUACUCUGCCUACUACAAUUGGGUAGAAGAGAAGAAAACCACACAGGGGCCUGACAUGGAGCACAGUAACCCCGCUUACACGAUCAGCGCUGCGUUGUGCUAUGCGACUCAGCUGGUCAACAUUUUGUCUCAUAUACUUGACAUAAAUCUUCCCAAAAAGCUGUGCAACAGUGAAUUUUGUGGGGAAAAUCUCAGCAGACAGAAAUUUACUCGAGCAGUGAAGAAACUGAAUGCAAAUAUUCUUUAUCUCUGCUUUUCUCAGCAUGUAAAUUUAGAUCAGUUACAACCACUGCAUACUCUCAGGAAUCUCAUGUACCUGGUUAGUCCGAACUCUGAACACCUGGGCAGGUCGGGACCCUUUGAAGUGCGAGCGGACCUCGAGGAGUCCAUGGAGUUUGUGGACCCCGGCGUUGCCGGGGAGUCAGAUGAGAGUGGCGACGAGCGCGUCAGUGAUGAGGAAACCGACCUGGGCACAGACUGGGAGAACUUGCCGAGUCCCAGGUUUUGCGAUAUCCCUUCCCAGCCUGUGGAAGGCUCCCAGAGCCAGAGCAGCCAGGUAUCCCCGCCCAUCGCGAGCAGCAGUGCCGGUGGAAUGAUCUCCUCUGCCGCAGCCUCGGUGACCUCCUGGUUUAAGGCUUACACUGGACACCGCUAACGCACCCGGACCAAAACAUGCCAGGUUUGCAUCAAGAUAGUUGUUCUUCCACUAUGUUCUAGUAAAGUUUAUGUAUUCAGUUAAAAUAGUGCCUGGAACAGAAAGAGGUUAAACCAUUGUGUUUUUGGUAAAGCAGGGAGACAAGCAUUUCUGUUUAUCAGAUGGCCGAUGGGAGUGACCCACAUGCUUAUAGUAGAACAGCAGGGUCAGAGGUCCUUCUGCCCAGACCAGUGUUGGUGGAAGAAAGACCAGUGUGUGUGUUCUGUUGAAGCAGAAAAUUCACUUGGGCUCCCUUCAGUCACAGGCCACAGGACCCAUGGAUGCAGGUUGACACAUUGGUCCUUGUGAUGUGGAGACUGUUCCUGAACACUUCACAUUUUAGAGGCAGAAUCACAAGGAAGUGAUUCUUGAUGAUCAGGACUUGCAAGAUACAAACUGUUUCAUAUGCGUUUGUUCUUAUGCCAUCAUUUUUUUGUACAGAGAACCAGCAGGCAAUUUGAAAUACUUGAUUUCUUUAGGAUUUGGUCAUGUUUGGUUUUUAGGUCAAGGAUUUUGGUUUGUUUGGAAGGAGGGGGGGUGUUUUGGGGGAGGGGAGGGGUAGUUUGAAAAUUAUCUCAUUCAUGCUGCUGCUGUCGUAGCUUGUCAGACAUUCCUGGUUUUCUUUAUCCCCACACACCAAAGAAAUGAAGGUCUUUUUUAUUUUUGGACCUACAUCCAUGAACAGAAGAAUUCCCAGCUGCAGUGAUGGCCUGGAGAUUUAAAAACUAUUUUCUUAGAUUCUGAAGGGAAUUAAGUUCAUUCUCAGAUUAUUGAAUUCCUACCAUCUACACUAUGUGCAUUUUGAAGCUGAACUUUUCUUCUGAGUGAAAAAUAAGUUAUUAAGGUUGUUCCCUUAUGUAAGUGAAAUGCCUGCCUGGGCACAGGUUAAAAGCCACUUAAUUAAAUGGCCUCUGGUCAUUCUUCUGGUGUCCCAAUUUCUUUCUAAGGGAUUCAGUAGGUGGCAGGUUUUCCAAGAGAAAACCAUCCUGCUUGUUUUCUUAGAGGUCUUUGUUGCUCUAGGGACACUGUCUUCACUCAGAAAUGCAGAGCAAAUCGUUAUAGCUGAUACUAUUCUCUAUCGUGGGGAAGGCUCUGACAGAAUUUUUCCUCACCAGGAGAUCAUUUUCAGCUAAUGUGUCUGUCUUGUCAUUCUCUUAGUGACAAUCUUAUAAGAAAACUGUAGAGGCAUUAUGUACAAAUAUGUAAGUAGUUUUUUAUUUUUAAUAAUUGCAAAAAAAAUCCUAUGUAACAACUACAAAAAGAAAUCCUAUGAAAAAUUCCUAACAGGCAUUAUUACCAUAUCUUGUUAGUGUGAUUAGCAUGACAGUACCUCAGAUAAAUCAUUCAGAGAUUUGCCCUAGCUUCUUUUCUUCUUGUAAUUAUCAUAGUUGAUACUUUGCCUCCAAAUCCGAGGUGCUAUAUAGCUUUUGCUGUUGGUAUAUUUAGUGUUUGGUAGAGUUGCAGAAGAAGGGUUUAUUUCUAUCCAGGAGUCACAGGUUCCCAGACUCUCUGGAUUUUCCACUUAGGGAGGAAACGUGUUGGUUCUCAAUAGCAGGUGUCUGUUUUAAGUGCUCAGCUUCAUGACUGCUGAGCUGGCAUUGUACCACGCAGGUCUGAAAUUCAGAGAACGGGUACGGCAGACUUGAACAAAUACCAAAUGAACUUAAAAUCCCAUGAAAUGAGGGUUGUCUAGGCAUUUCAGACCCUCAAAAAGAAGAGCUUAGUCUCCAGUUUUGGAAGACGCAUUUGGGGCUUGGGGAUAGAGACGGGACUGCAGCUAAAAGAUGCACAGUCAUGGUUUUGCUCAAGCCUCUUACGAAACUAUGAAUGGGAGAUUGAGCUAAAGAAUAGAAUCCAGAGGUCAGAACUCAUAUCUAGAGUAAUUCAACAGAACUUACAAGAAUAUGGGAAAUUAGGGAUUGGUAGGGUAUAUUUUGUUGUUUAUAUCAACUAGAGGCACUUUAUUUAGGGUUAAAUGAUCAAACCCUUUAGUGGUUUCAAACACCAACAUACUGGCUUACACUGCUGAGAUAUUUUGGUUUUCAUUAUUUUGCACUGGAUCCACCCUGUAAAUAUUCUUAAAUAUACAUUUCAACCACUGUUUUUUCCUACUCUCUUUGCUGCUCAUUAAAAUCUUUCAUGUAGGUGCCAGAACCAUAUGUAAACAGCUUUUUAAAAAUUGAAGCUGGUAUUUUUUUUUUUUUUAAACAAAAGCCAUAGAACUUGGUCAUGUUUUCCAUAUAAAAUGAUUUGUCAAAACAAGGUAAUACUAAUAAAAACCUACAGGCACCAAAUAGGCUGCUUCAAAUGGUCUGUUACUUUUUUUUUUGUAAUGGAAUAUAACUAAGAAGUUUUGCACAUCUUUAAGUUAAGGGGAAAAACAGUAUGUCAACAUUGGGUGUUGUUGGACAGGAUUCAUUUAAGGAUUCGUGUUUCGAUAAUUCGGUAAAGAGCAUUCAGGAGCAUGCUGUUUUUAAAAGAACUACAGUGACUUAGAAUCUCCUUGUGGUGUCAUGUUGCAGGAAUUUCCCAUUACUCUGUGACUUCCAAACCAGUUUGAGUCAUAACAAAUGUUUUCUAAACUUUUAUUGUAUUAUUGCAAUAAAUCUUUUAACAGUACUUUGCUAA
Molecule: messenger RNA, 4161 nt
Organism: Herpailurus yagouaroundi (jaguarundi)
Lineage: Eukaryota; Metazoa; Chordata; Mammalia; Carnivora; Felidae
Gene: ATG14
Product: autophagy related 14
Exons: 10
Coding region: 16-1494 (492 amino acids)
Biological process (GO): cellular response to starvation; mitophagy; autophagosome membrane docking
Cellular component (GO): phosphatidylinositol 3-kinase complex, class III; extrinsic component of phagophore assembly site membrane; extrinsic component of omegasome membrane
Molecular function (GO): protein-membrane adaptor activity; phosphatidylinositol 3-kinase regulator activity
Source: RefSeq, a predicted model, not a curated record